AUGUCGUCUGUUGGGAAACGCUCGUUGCGUCUACCUGCUUCGCCGGUAGAAGGACAGACCAAACGACGCCGAAUAGCCGCUCCUAACACUAUCGCUGCCAAUGUGAACUCUGCUAAUGUUGGGACUCCUCCUUUUCCCCAGCCAGACAUCUCUGUACCAACAUCAACAGGGUUCACGCCCAAGAUUCCAUACCAGCAUCUACCGCAGAUGCCUGCUCAGCAGCAAGCGGCAGUGCCGUUUCACCCUCAGGAAGCAAGUCGGGCGCAUCCAAGCCGAUCUUGGACAAGCAGCCCGGCGCUGCGCAUGGGAAGCUGCUCGCUUGAUGAGAUGCUGUUGACGAUCCCUCAUGGCCUUGCCUCUGCCGAGCUCAUCCGCCGCAAAGAGGAUUUACGAUAUGAGAUAGACUUUCAAGAGCGCAACCCACCAGUAUUGCCUCCUACCAAAGUCAAAGAUUUGCCUCCAAAGCCAAUUAUCCCGGACUUCCACAAGUUCCCCGAGGGAAUCAGCGAUCAUGAACGCCUUGAAAUCGAGUCACGCAACAAUAAGAUUGCAGCGGAGCACCAGAAGAUUGACCGCCAGCGCAACAACCAGGCAGCCAAGAAGUCGCGGCAAGCACGCCUCGAAGCCCUCAACAACACGCGAGUGCUGCUCAACGAAAAGACGGCCGAAUGUGCCUGGUUUAGGAUGAAGGUGCUUGCGCUGGGCGGCAACACAGCAGACUGGAACAACGUGCCAGCGGGAGUGAAGACACGGCUCAUCAAGGAGAUUGAUGGCCGGGUCAAGACGAUUGAUAUGGAGGCUGCGGAUGUGAAGAAGAGAGAAGAGGCCAAGAAGAGGGCGGACCGGAAUAGGAGGCGGGCGGAAGUGAAGAAGGAUGAGGAAUCUCAGCUGUCGCAAUCAUCUCAGCGGUCGACUGUGAAGAAGAGAGAAGAUGGUGAUGAUGAAUAUGAUGGAGAGUAA
Molecule: messenger RNA, 960 nt
Organism: Trichoderma gamsii
Lineage: Eukaryota; Fungi; Ascomycota; Sordariomycetes; Hypocreales; Hypocreaceae
Exons: 1
Coding region: 1-960 (319 amino acids)
Source: RefSeq, a predicted model, not a curated record